UGCUGCCCUCAGUCCCCAGCUAGGCUAGGGCUCCAGCUCCAUUCCAGCUUUGACUCUCCCUGCCUUAGGCACCCCCAUGCCUUCCCUGCCUGCCCCCCAACUCCCUCAGCCUCCCCCAGCCCCUCACUAGGCCUCCUAAAAAUCCUGGGGUGCUGAAGUGUGGGCAGGGGUGUCUGUGUGUGUGUGUGUAUGUGUGUGUGUAUGUGUUAGUCUAUGUGUGUGUAGAAUUUGCAGGCGGAUUGGGGGGCCCCUGGAAUCUCGUGGGGUUGAGCAUUGUAAGGAAGAGGUUUAGAGAAGAGUAGGGUAGGCAACUUGGGGGGAAAUUGGAGCUGGGGCAAGCGAUCAAAGGGGAAACCGAGAAGCUUGAGUAGUAUAGGUCAGAGACUGGAAGGAGGGGGUGUUGUGAGACCCCUGUGGGGUGACCCAGGCUGUGUGUGGCUUUGGGGGAAGUUGGUGCCUCCACCCCCCCAGGCCUUGGCAGGGGGGGUAAUGGGGGCCCUCCAUCCUGGGCUGGGGGGCAUGAGAGUCGGGGGGCUGCUGCUGGGCCUCUUGGGGCUGGUGUCGGGGCUUAGCCUGGAGCCUGUCUACUGGAACUCUGCGAAUAAGAGGUUCCAGGCAGAGGGUGGCUAUGUGCUCUACCCUCAGAUUGGGGACCGAUUGGAUCUACUAUGCCCUCGGGCCCGCCCCCCUGGCCCACACUCAUCCCCAGAUUAUGAGUUCUACAAACUGUACCUGGUUGAAGGAGCCCAGGGCCGACGCUGUGAGGCCCCUCCAUCCCCUAACCUGCUCUUGACCUGUGACCGGCCUGAUGUUGAUCUUCGAUUCACCAUCAAGUUUCAGGAGUACAGUCCCAACUUAUGGGGACAUGAAUUCCGUUCACACCAUGACUACUACAUCAUUGCCACAUCAGAUGGAACCCGAGAGGGUCUGGAGAGUCUUCAGGGUGGGGUCUGCCUGACCAGGGGGAUGAGGGUACUUCUCCGUGUGGGACAGAGUCCCCGAGGAGGGACAGCUCCUCGAAAACCUGUCUCUCAAAUGCCAAUAGAGAAGGACCGAGGUGCAGCACACCGCCUGGAUCCCAGCAAAGAGAAUAUGGCAGGUGACCCCUCCAGUAAUACAACUUCCAGGGGUACAGAGGGCCCUCUUCCUCCUCCUAGCAUACCAGCAGUGGCUGGGGCAGCUGGGGGACUGGCCCUGCUCCUCUUGGGUGUGGCAGGGGCAGGGGGUGCCAUGUGUUGGCGAAGACGACGAGCCAAGCCUUCAGAGAGCCGACAUCCUGGGCCAGGCUCUCUUGGGAGGGGAGGAUCUGUGGGACUUGGAGGGGGGGGAACAGGAGGAAUGGGUCACCGCGAUACUGAGCCAGGGGAGUUGGGGAUCCCUCUGAGGGGCAGUGGAACUACAGAUCCCCCUUUCUGUCCUCACUACGAGAAGGUGAGUGGUGACUAUGGACAUCCUGUGUACAUUGUGCAAGAUGGGCCACCUCAGAGCCCUCCAAACAUCUACUAUAAGGUGUGACGGUCCCCACACAUGCUUACAACACCUGGGUUUCUCAGAGACAUCCCAGGGAUGCCCUGAAGUCUCAAUCAUGGUUUGAGGGAAUUUCUUCUUCCCUAGUACUUUCUCUUUGAACCCUGAUCUGCUGCCCCUUCAUUCUUCUCACUGUCUCCCCAAGUUUCCAGGACCCCUUAAAAGACCCUCCCAUCUAUUUUCUGCUCUGGGUCUCCCCCCACAAACCACUGCCUAUCCUUCAGCUUGUGGUCCUGCCUUCUGUUUGACUACAGUGAAGAUAGAGGUAGAGACAGUAUCCUUCUCUGCGUUGGUAUCAUUACUGUUGGUGCUUGUCUCACCCUCUUGGUGGGGGCAGAAUCUCAAAUUUGGCUGGCAUUGGAUGUCUUUGUCUCCUCUAUGUUGCAUAGUUUAUUUUCCUAUUCUCGCUCUUCUUCUUUGUAUUUCUUUGUGUCUGUCUUUGCUAUCUUUCUCACCUACCCCUUUCUCGUAUAUCCCAUUCUUUCUCUCCUUUCAGCUUCUCAUUCUUUUCUCCCAUCUCUGGUGGGGAGGUUGGGGAGAUCUUAUUGAUUUUGUUCCUCCUCCAUCCUUUAACCUCUCAAACUAAGAGCUUCCCUACAGCUCUCUAAGGAUUUGGGGCCUUAGGGAGAAUGACCCAGUCUCCAGUCCAGCUUAAGGAUGGACAGCAGAGUCUCCCCCUUCCCCCAAUGCCCACUCUUCUUCUCUACUUCCUUCAGCCAUUUAGGACCACUGGGCAAAUUGGUGACAAAGUGAUCCAUUUUGCCUAAGAAGUGGCCAGGGCUAGGUGGGGAAUGACUGUUGCCAGGGUGAGAAGAAAAACUGUCCUGGAAGAGGAUCCACAAAGCCUGGCGCUACAUUGAAUGGGCCUCUGCUGGAACAGACCAAAAAGGGACCUGCCUUGAUGGGCAUUGACAAGGCCUGAACAGAAAUGUUCCCUGAAUUGGCAGGAAGCAAUGCACUUGGAAUAGGAAGUGCCUUCAAUCAGGAUGAGAAGGGACACUUCCAGUGCAGGAAGUGUGGCUAGAACUGGAAGUGACACAAGCUGGGUGGGUAGGAGGUAGACAGUGUUUCCUCUUGAAGUGAGGUGUAAUAGAACCUCCUGAUUCAGGAGGAAGUUGGAGUUGACUAAUGGGAGAAAGGGGGAAGUGGACUGGGAAUGGGAUUUCAGUGAAGGUUGGCAGUGAGGGUGGUCCCCUUGACCUGAACUUUAUCUAUCCAUUUUGUACAUGGCAACUAAAAUGAUGCUUGUCUGCUACCACAGACGAGUUUCAGCUUGUUCUCAUUCCUCCUCCAAAUUACCAACCAACAGGACUGCCCUGACAAGCAAAAUGUGCCCUUCCCUGCUCCAUGCCAAUAUGUCUGCUUGGGCUAAUGGAACCCUCCAUUUUCCUACCCAGUCCUUUCCUAACCAAGACAGCUUCUUCUUUAACAACAGAAAUGGUGGCCUCCCAACUGGUUCAGCCCACAGCAGCUUUUAGCACCUGCAGAUGCUGUUAUAGUUAACGGCCUAGGCCUCAUCCUGUUCUUCAGUACAACCAUCUCAAUUGGAUGCUGCCUCAGUUUCUUCUCAGCUCACUUUCAGGGUGGACCUUGGCUCACAAAAUGGGGACUCUAUAAUCAUGAUGACUUUCCUAGUCACCAGCCAAGAUGGCUGCCCUGGCCAUUGGAGACCAAGUCACCUCUCUGGUUCUGCAGCUCCCAGUUCCUUCCUGGUUGUUUUUUUUACGUCCCUUCCCCCAGGGAACAGGAAGUUGACAUUGCCAUGGAAGAGGCAACAGGGUAUGGCUGUCACCUCAAUAGUUUUACUGUAAAAGGAAAAUUGAACAACAAAAAUUUUUUAAAAAGAAUAAAAAAAUACAAAAGAGAAGAGAAGGCUGGAGGAUGAAUGGAUUGGGGCUUAUAGAGGAGGAGUUGGUGGUCAGAAUGGCUUCUAAACUUGGUCUGGGAUGAAGAAUUGAAAGGGAAAUGAAAAAGGAAAAAGGGUUUGGAAAAAUGAAUUGUGGUGUACCUGAGGAGCAUGACCAUGCUGUGUUAGAAUGAUAUGAUAUGAAUAGAAUCUACUUUUCCCCAUCUAAAGGUGGGGAAAAGGUCUGAGCUGCUAGGAGCCACUAUUUGCAACAUCUUAAAAUGAUUUAGAAAACCUAUAUGUUGC
Sarcophilus harrisii (Tasmanian devil) is the source of this 3679-nucleotide messenger RNA. RefSeq names its product ephrin B3 (gene EFNB3). Gene Ontology annotation, biological process: ephrin receptor signaling pathway; axon guidance. The transcript is spliced from 5 exons. The record is from RefSeq and is a predicted model, not a curated record. Gene Ontology annotation, cellular component: plasma membrane. Lineage: Eukaryota; Metazoa; Chordata; Mammalia; Dasyuromorphia; Dasyuridae. Gene Ontology annotation, molecular function: ephrin receptor binding. Bases 490 to 1515 code for a protein of 341 amino acids.